Messenger RNA from Cynoglossus semilaevis (tongue sole), 2573 nucleotides. RefSeq names its product kelch-like protein 10. Bases 212 to 1972 code for a protein of 586 amino acids. Gene Ontology annotation, molecular function: protein binding. The record is from RefSeq and is a predicted model, not a curated record. The transcript has 5 exons. Lineage: Eukaryota; Metazoa; Chordata; Actinopteri; Pleuronectiformes; Cynoglossidae.
GUUUUCUUUUUCUUUCUUUUUUUUUAGAAAAAGUGGAAUGUUAAAAGCAAAGAAAGGAUCGGAGUGAUGUAAUUAGGUUAGUACAGAAAGUAGUACUGUAACAAUUUCCAACGACAGGAGGCAGGCUUGGUGAUGUAAUGGUUUUGAUUGACAGCUUUGUGUAUUAACGCUUAGACCUGGGUGUUCAAGGUCAAGGACAAUUUGUUGAAAGAUGAGUCUCCAAGAUAACUCCUCUGCACAGAAACUCUCAGUGUUUAACGGACUGCGUCUGGAUGGUUCGUACUGGGACGCAGUCGUCAAGGUUGACGAUGCUGAAUACAAAAUCCAUAAGAUCAUCCUGUGUAAGUGCAGUUCCUAUUUCAGAGCUCUGUUCCAGUGCCAGUCAACAGCGAACAACAUCGUUUUUGGAAUCACUGGGCUGUCUCCUGACAUCAUGCAGCUCAUCAUUGAGUUUGCCUACACGGACUCUGUUAAAGUGACAGAGGACAACGUGCAGGACCUAAUGGUGGCGGCCGACAUGCUGAACAUACUCUUCGUCAUAAAGGCCUGCUCCGAUUUUCUCUGCGAGCAGCUCUGUGAAAAGAACUGCAUUGGCAUCUGGCAAUUCACUAAUGUCUACUUCAGCUCCGAGCUGCAGCACAGGGCCCAACGACUCAUCACUGAGCACUUUGAAGACGUUUGUGCAGGUGAAGAGUUUCUGCAGCUCUCGGUGCAGGAGCUGGCAGAAAUCCUUGGUAGAGAUGACCUCUAUGUGAGCAAGGAGAGCAGUGUCUUUUCAGCAAUCUGUAGGUGGAUUGACUACCGACCUAAGGAGCGAGAAAGGCACAUAGUUCUGCUUUUGUCUAAGUUCAGGAUGGCUCUGACAACCAUGCAAUACAUCUUCAUCCAUGUGAUGUCCUACAAGUUGGUGAAGAACAGCAGCAUGUGUCAACAAAUGGCCAGUGACGCUAUCCAAACCAUACAGCACAUGAUCCGACAGAAACCCUCGGAGCUUGUUUUUCGCAACCUCCUCGCUCGUCCUCGUCUCCCCGUGGCCGUCCUGUUGGCAGUUGGAGGCAUGAGUGGCGAAAACAUCGAAGCGUACGAUGUCUCCAUUGACCACUGGGUCAAUGUGGCCGACAGAACUCAGCGCCAAUGGGCCUUUCAUGGUACCGCCUUCCACAACGGGUACGUCUACUGCCUCGGUGGUUUGGACCGCGUGGGGCUUUUCAACAGAGUGAGCAGGUUGGACCUGAGCACGCACCUCUGGGCCGAGCUGUCGCCAAUGCAUUACGGUCGCUGCUACGUGAGUGUGACAGUGUUGAACGGCCUCAUCUAUGCUAUCGGGGGGUUCGAUGGACACACACGGCUGAAAAGUGCAGAGUGCUACUGUCCUGAAGGCAACCAGUGGAACUGCAUCGCAUCCAUGCACCAUUCAAGGAGCGAUGCCAGCUGCACCACACUGUCUGACAAGAUUUACAUCUGUGGUGGAUACGAUGGUAACGUCGUCCUGCAAACAGCGGAAAGUUAUAACCCAGAGACCAACCAGUGGACGGUCAUUGCCCCUAUGUUGAGCAGACGAGCUGGAAUCGGAGUGGUUGGUCAUGCAGACCAGGUCUAUGUAAUCGGUGGUUCUAACGGGAACCAACACCUCAGGAGUGUCGAGGUUUACAACCCCAGGACCAACACCUGGCACUGGGCCCCAGCCAUGCACACCAACCGAAGCAACUUCGGGCUCGGUGUGAUCAACAACCGCAUCUAUGUGGUUGGUGGCUUAAACGGCACCUACACCACCAACAAGGUAGAGUACUAUGACAGUAUGGCUGAUCAGUGGAUUGAAGCCUGUGACAUGAAGAAGAAAUAUGGAUCUCUGAGCUGCUGUGUGGUGUUUGGGAUUCCCAACCUAGCUGAGUAUGCUGUCAACCGUGACUCCCUGCCGUUUCUGGAUCUGGAGAAACAGACUCUGAUAUCAGGAGACUAUCCAGCAGACUGAUGUCUUUGUUGCCGUCUAUUAGUUCUCAUACUGUUAGAGACAGGUAUUCUGAGCCUCAUUUGUUACAUACACGUAUGUAUUAAAUAUAAUUACAGUUGUGCUGCAGAAAAUCUUCAAGUUACGAUAUUAUUUCUAAUUUAUAUUGAAGGUAAAUGUAUGCACAUACGAUCCGACCAGCUUUCAAACACUGCUAAUAUAUAUGCAUAUACAUAUACGUAUAUAGAUAUACAUGUCUGCGUAACAUUCACUCAACUCGGACGUGCGGUGUUAGUGUUUUAUUUGACCUGUAAAACAUUUUGUUCAUCAAGACACUGGAACCUCUGCCACCUCCUUUACCUGCAGUAACACCAAGACAUCAGCGUCCCAAAGGACAACAACCACAAAGACAAUCGUCUUAAAGUCACCAUUAAUAACUGUUGAUUUAGGCCGAUUCAGGGAUUUCUUCACCCACAGCUGGCUGAGGACAUUCAACUGUUGUACAUGUAACAUUUGUCACCGUCAAACUGAGCUUUGUUCAGUUAUUUUUCAGCAAUCGCAGCGCUGGAUGCUGGAUAGAAUUGGAUAAAUGAACAACGAAAAAUAAUCCAUGGCAAAAACAACC